AUGGGUUGGCCGGUGGCGAGUGAGGGGCUCUACGGGUUUACAUGUGGGGUCUCGUUGGAGAUUGAAGAAGAGUGUGGGGUGGCUGCUGAUGUUGAGGGUGAGCGGCACGACAAAGAUCAGUGGUGGCUGGUCGCGCGGUGGGUGGAUUUAGAGGUUUAUGGGUUGGAGAUGAGGUUCAUGGAUGCUGGAGAUGAAAAUGAGGGUGUGCCACCAUGUGUAGGGAAAAUAAGAGUGAGUAAAGUUGACUGCGGUGAGAGUGAAGGUGUGGAGAGUAAAACAGUGGGAUGA
Sphenostylis stenocarpa is the source of this 288-nucleotide messenger RNA. Lineage: Eukaryota; Viridiplantae; Streptophyta; Magnoliopsida; Fabales; Fabaceae. The record is from the annotation of a GenBank genome assembly.